This is a messenger RNA of Drosophila obscura, 651 nucleotides long. Its product is annotated as golgin subfamily A member 6-like protein 7. Lineage: Eukaryota; Metazoa; Arthropoda; Insecta; Diptera; Drosophilidae. Bases 1 to 651 code for a protein of 216 amino acids. The record is from RefSeq and is a predicted model, not a curated record. The transcript is spliced from 3 exons.
AUGACCAGAGAGGAGGAGCAGCUGCACUCGGAUCUGGAGAUUGUGAAGAAGGAGCUGUUCCGGUCCGAGCAGCUGGUGGUCAAGCUGCGGGAGCACGCAAUUCGCGACCGCGAGAAAAUAGCCACGUGCACCGACGAAAUCAACGAGCUGAAGAAGUCCAUCGAUCACCUGAACUUGGCAUCAGCCGACAAGGACACGCAGCUGAAUCAGGUGAGCAUCCAGCUGCACGCGAAGGAGGAGCACAUGGGCCAUCUGUAUGAGAAGCUGAAUCGCCAGGCGGAGAAGAUCCGCUUCAUGGAGGAGUAUGCAAAAAUUAGCUCCGACGACAAUGCACGCCUCCUGCAAAUUCGGAACAAGCAGCACGAGAAGAACAUCCAACUGGACUGGGAGAUCUCUCAGCUGAAAGACAACGUCAAGGAACUCAACGACUACAUUGUCCGCAACAGGCAGCAGGCUGCCAAAGUUCUCGGCUUCGAGGUCGGCAACUACUCCUUGUGCCAGGAAUAUCAGAAUUCGCAGCCACUGACGCAGCCGCAGGGCAACUUGGAGUCCCCCGUAGCAUACCUCGAGCCACUGAAUGGCCAUUUUGUCCAGCAGCAGCAGCAGCACUCCAAUUUGGGCAGCCAUCAGCCACAGCAGCGCCAUCAGUAA